This is a messenger RNA of Ornithorhynchus anatinus (platypus), 6000 nucleotides long. It is a transcript of the gene TGFBR1, whose product is annotated as transforming growth factor beta receptor 1. The transcript has 9 exons. Gene Ontology annotation, biological process: protein phosphorylation; activin receptor signaling pathway; heart development. Bases 36 to 1532 code for a protein of 498 amino acids. Lineage: Eukaryota; Metazoa; Chordata; Mammalia; Monotremata; Ornithorhynchidae. Gene Ontology annotation, cellular component: plasma membrane; activin receptor complex. Gene Ontology annotation, molecular function: activin binding; SMAD binding; ATP binding. The record is from RefSeq and is a predicted model, not a curated record.
CGGCCCGAACCGGCCCGAACCGGACCGGACCGGCCAUGGCGCCGGCGGCCCGUCCUGCCUACCGGAUGUGCCUCCUCAUGGCGGCCUUGGCGGCGGGGGCGGAGGCAUUACAGUGUUUCUGCCACCUCUGUACAAAAGACAACUUUACGUGUGUAACAGAUGGACUCUGCUUCGCCUCAAUAACCGAGACGACAGAUAAAGUGAUUCACAAUAGCAUGUGCAUCGCAGAAAAGGAUCUGAUUCCCCGAGACAGGCCAUUUGUGUGCGCACUCUCUGCCAAGGAUGGCAUAGUGACCAAACCGUAUUGCUGUGACAGAGAUCACUGCAAUAAGAUAGAGCUGCCCACCACAGGCCCUCCUCGCGAGAAGCCGUCUCCGAACCUAGGUCCGGUGGAGUUGGCCGCUGUCAUCGCUGGACCCGUCUGCUUCGUCUGCAUUUCCCUCAUGCUGAUCUUGUACAUCUGUCACAAUCGUCCCACCAUUCACAUCCGGGUUCCCAACGAAGAAGACCCCUCCUUAGAUCGCCCUUUUAUCUCCGAGGGCACUACGUUAAAAGACUUAAUUUACGACAUGACAACAUCGGGAUCGGGGUCAGGUUUACCCUUACUUGUUCAAAGGACAAUUGCAAGGACUAUCGUGUUGCAAGAAAGUAUAGGGAAAGGUCGUUUUGGAGAAGUCUGGCGAGGAAAAUGGCGAGGAGAAGAAGUUGCUGUGAAAAUAUUUUCCUCGAGAGAAGAACGGUCCUGGUUCCGUGAGGCAGAGAUUUAUCAGACGGUGAUGUUACGUCAUGAAAACAUUCUGGGAUUCAUCGCAGCUGACAAUAAAGACAAUGGUACGUGGACUCAGCUCUGGUUGGUGUCAGAUUAUCAUGAACAUGGAUCCCUUUUUGAUUAUUUAAACAGAUAUACCGUCACUGUGGAAGGAAUGAUCAAGUUAGCUCUGUCCACCGCCAGUGGACUGGCACAUCUUCACAUGGAGAUUGUCGGUACCCAAGGGAAGCCAGCUAUUGCCCAUAGAGAUUUGAAAUCCAAAAACAUCUUAGUCAAAAAGAAUGGGACGUGCUGCAUUGCCGACUUGGGAUUGGCAGUAAGACACGAUUCAGCCACAGAUACAAUCGAUAUUGCCCCGAACCACCGAGUGGGAACUAAAAGGUACAUGGCCCCUGAAGUUCUAGAUGAUUCCAUAAAUAUGAAACACUUUGAAUCAUUCAAACGAGCUGACAUCUAUGCAAUGGGAUUAGUGUUCUGGGAAAUAGCUCGGCGAUGUUCAAUUGGUGGAAUCCAUGAAGACUACCAGUUGCCUUACUAUGACCUGGUACCUUCGGAUCCCUCCGUUGAAGAGAUGCGGAAGAUCGUUUGUGAACAGAAGCUUCGGCCCAAUAUCCCCAACCGGUGGCAGAGCGGGGAAGCCUUGCGCGUGAUGGCCAAAAUUAUGCGGGAGUGUUGGUACGCCAAUGGAGCCGCGAGGCUCACGGCUUUGCGCAUCAAGAAGACUCUGUCACAGCUCAGCCAGCAGGAGGGCAUAAAAAUGUAAAUCCUCGGAUUCCAGCCGGCGAACGUUUUACAGCUCCAGAGCGGUCCCGGGCUCUUUUCUCGGAAGGCUCGGUGGCACCACCGCACCGAGGGAAGAGAAAGCUACAGCCAGCUUUCGAAACUUCAAAAGAACGCCCACUUGCCAACCCCGGGAUUUCUGCGGGCGCAGCCGACGGCUGGGUGGGUCCUCUCCGUGCACUAUGGACACCUCUUUCCCAGGACAAUUUACAGAACGGUGUAGACUCUAGCUUUAUUUUUAUUAACAUGAGACUUGUUUUUAAAAUGUUUAUUGCUGGUCUUAACUUUAGUUAAUGGCUGAAAAUCCGAAGAUCCUUUUUUCAAGAUAGUCUAGCGGGUUCACUAAAUUAUACAGUGCAUUACUGUUGGUUUUUUCGAGACGCGACUUCCUCUCGGUCAGUACAUUCUGAGUGUUCCGAUUCAGAGUUUGAAUGUGCCGCAGGAGAGACCUUUCCGGAUCUUACCCCAUCUUGAAAACUCUUAUCUCGAGUCGAAACGUCGACCUCAUGCGGUAGUGAGAACGUAAUUUAUGCAAUUAUAUUUUGGAUACUGUUAUUGUUCCUCCAUUUAUUUGAUACAUGACAUGCCUUCGAAAGAAUUACUACACCAGUAAGUGCCACUCUGUGUCUUUCUAAUGCAAAUUAGUGUAUAAAAAGCUCGUCGUUUCAACUUGAUAGUAGUCGAAUUCAAAGGUCCUCUUAGUUAAAAGAAGGAAUUUGCACCUUUUUUAUUUUUGGCCUUCUCAGAAUUCCUUUCAGACCACUGUGGAAACUAAGUAGCGUAUCCAUUCAGUUCGUGUUACGGUCACGUGAUGACGAUAAGUACGUUGCACGAUUGAGUUUUAAUCAUGAUUUCUAGUAAGAAUUAUAUUUUAUGAAGCGCGCUCUUUAAAUGCUCAGAGUAAGUUGUUAACGUCAAGGUAGUAGUCGGAAAUGUAAGUUCUAGGGAGCCUGAUUCUUCUGGGGCCUCAGGUCAACCCCCGGUAGCAGGCCAGCCCUCGUUAUGGCCUGAAAAGAGUUAAGGCUUCUCCUAAAGUGCCACCUUCAGAUCGGGAAUCCCUGACAGCCUGGGAAGAAUCAGACUCUCCCGGGAGAACUACUGGCUGGAAGCACCAAUUUUUAUUUUAUUUUUUGUCGGGGAGGAGGGGACGGAGAAGCGCGUAUUUUGCUCUCUUUUCCUCUGAGCAAAGAACAGUGUUACUUGGUGGGGAGGUGGGCGGGCGGGGGUGCGUGGAGCAUGAACUAAGUGGAAGUGAGUGUCACGCUCCUUGGGGUAAGAACGAGGCAAGGAGUCGGGGUGCGAGUCGUUUGUGUACCUAGAACCCAGGCGUCGGAGUUCCCGGGCCGCCCCCCGUUACCGAGGAACGUCGAGUGGCCGAACGGCGGCUCUCUGCCCGCCAGAAAGCUGCCGGCCGGGUCCGGCCCCGGCCCUGCGCGGCUGGUAGGUGGUGGGUCCAUCUGUCUAAGGAAUGAGCUGAAGCGGUUCCCGACACGUGCCCUGGUGGCAGGAAGGGACACCCGCCGGCCGACCAGGCGGGUUAUCCCCCCGCUGCCUCUGACGCACCCUGGAAGGGCAGUGGAGCGACGAUGGUGUGGCGGUUGCCCCGGGACCCGAGGAAAGGGUAGCCGUUAAGGCCACCCUCCCUUCAGAGAGGACGUUAGCCCGUUGCCCCGGAGUGGGAUUUUACAAAACUCGGUUCCUCAUCCGGAGCAGAAACACCACCAGUCCCGAGGAAGGCGUCGAGUCACUCCUGGGCUUGGCCGUGGGCGGACGCUCCAAAGCCAAACUGGGGACACAGAGGCAGGGAUCGUCUUGUACUCUCCCAAGCGCUCAGCACAGCGCCCUGCACGGUGAACGCCCGAUAAAUACUAUUAAUUGAUGGGCGGAAUGGGGCUUAGGGAUGUUCCGCAAGCAGAAGCUUUCUGCGCUUUAUUUCUAAUGCUGGAGAUUCUUUCAGGGCUGUGGGAGUUUUCUUUUUCUUUCUUUUUUUUUUUUUUUUUUUACAACUUUCAGAGUCAUUUUUAUCACUGUGACCUUGUUCUCACCAACAAAAAUGCCUCUUCCAGCGACUUUGAAGUUAGGGUUGCUAUCGAGGCGGGGGGAAUGAACCCACGUAAAAAUAAACCUUGCAACAUUGGGCUGGGGAGGGGAGAGAUAGGAGACGGAUAGGUGAGCGGUAGACCUGCUGACCGUCGCCCGAGUUGCUCACAGAACAGCCUGAAUUAGUGCUUCGGGAAUUUUGCAAACCCCAAGGCUGAUGUUCAGUCACGUUUGCUCUCGAACCAAAGUGAUAUUGGAGCAAAGUGUGACAUCCCAUAGAGCAUUUUCAGUUCAGCUGCAGAAGCUGAGCAUGGGGAGGCAAAGGGAUUCGAAACCAGCAGGCUCCAGGCCUUCCCUCCAGCCUGGCCCUAACUCGAGGUGGUUUUUUGUUUUCUCUUUCUCAUCGCAGUUCCCGGGAUCUCAUCUCUCCUGUGACUGAGACCGCGAUUCAUUGCCUUAGCUGUUAACCGUGGCCUGUUUAGUCGUCGUUUCUCUCUGUUACUGCGUCAGAGAUUUGGAUGUUUUUGGUUUUUUUAAUGUGAGAUUUAGAACCUCACCAGAUCCGCUUUAGGGUAUCCUGGGGGGACCGGGGCAUUCUGACCCUCGAAUCCUUGUCGAUCAUUUGAAGGAUGUGCUGAAGUUUCUAUUCUGACCCCCCAUGGCGUGAUUCUGGGGAUUUUAUGGGACGUGUGCACAUGCGCGAGAUUCUGCGCCUUCAGCAGAUGGCAUGUUUCUCUCUGGAAGCUUGAUUUCAGCUCAGACUGUUCGUGUCCAGGCAGAUCUCAAUCCAUUUGAGAAAUCGCAGUUCGGACCAGUAAGCCUCUCGUUCGGUUCUUAUUUGGGCCGACGCGUAGACCGGAGCUCUUGUCGGGGGCCCGUGUGUGGUUUAUUGAGCCGAAGAUGAGCGAGUGUGAGAUGUUGACAGUAACUGUAGGUGGGCCCAGCCGGCCCCGGGGGAAGUGACUUGGAUCCGUUCGGUUGGGCAUUCGGACCUGCCCCGUGGAAGCGUCCAACUUGAGCGGGUCAACUCGUACCUCGAGAGCUUCGCCCCUGGGCGUACUAAAAUGGCUGCGGAAGGUCUCAGGCCGCCUUGCGCACCGGCCUCCAUCUUAAAUAUGCCCACUGGGUCGCCCUGGCAGGGUAACCCAGAUCCGGUCUCCGCGGGCUCUAGUCCCCACGAGGUCUGGAGAGGCCGGACGUCCCGUGGCCGCGACUGGGGUGGGGGAAGGUCAUUCGGUGGACGCUGCAGCCCCCUAAGCUCAGACGGCACAGCAACGGUUGCAUUUCCGUUGCGUUUCCUGCAACGGGCUCCGGUUGAAUUCGCCGGCGGUGGCUGCGGCACGGUGAGGAGGCAGAGGCCUGAGGUGCCCCGCCGCCGCCCUCACCCCAGUUGGAGGAGUUCCCCGUCCGCCUUGGCCCUCCCCACUGCCCAUUGCAAGAACUGAAAAUGGAAGGGGGUGGCCGGGGGCUCGGUGCUCUUUCGAUUCCAGUUCGGCUGAGAGGCAAAAUCAUUAUCCUGCCCAGUUGGGAGAGAGAGGCGUGAGGGCUGGUUCGGGGUUGAAAACCAACAGUACUGCCCUGGUACGCCAAGCUUCGCCGGGAUCUUGGAGAUGGCUGGGCAGGCGGCCUCCUGCCCCGGAUAGAACCACCUCCCCGCUGCGAGAAGAAAAUCCCCUUCUUCAUCUCGGCCGGGACUGGCCGCCUCGGGGUUGGCUCUGAGGGUGCAGAAAAGCUAGCGCGUCGAUGAUCGUCAAUCUUUAAUAAGAUCUGUAAAUCAAGUGCCAUGACAGAUUGUUUUUUUAACUAUUCCCUUUCUUUCAAUGUGCCAUUGAACCGACUCCGAGGGUGUCUGGAAUAACUCCGUACGGAAAAGAAAAAGCUUCAGUUUGUCUAUUGCUUUAAACUUAAAUUACCUCUCAAACGACCAAGGUACAUUUACCUCAUCGUGUACAUAAUGUUUGAUAUCUGUCAGAGUAUUCUCCAGGUUUGCGGUUGUGUUUCUAUCCCAAAUGGACAUUACAUCGCUAAAUUUACAACUUCAAUGGUACUGUCUGUUUCUAUCGUGCCCAGAUAUGACACUGUCUAUACUUUCUAUUUUCUGUAUUUUAUUGUAUUUUUGCAAGUCGUUUGCUGCUUUGUCAGUGUAGCGUUUGCCCUUCCAGAGUCAAUUUUACAGUUUUGAGUGAUACAUUUGAGAAGCCUGUACAGAUGAGUUUUUUCUUUUAUAUAAAAUCCUUAGAGAACUGUGCAUUUCCCCAUGAGUUUCUGAAAAUGAUGUACUAUUGUAUUUUGUAGAACAUACACUACAAUGGAGUGUAAAUAGAAAGUAGAAGAGUGAUGCUUACGUUAAGUGCUAACACUACAGUAGAAGGGUUAAAGCAAUGCAAUAAAUUUACUUUUUUUCAAAAGUA